AUGACGUUGUAUGACGUCAUCCAUGUUCAUUUCCGUCUCCAUUUGUUUUCUUCAAAAUUUCUCCUGAAAGUGCAUGGCAGACUUCCAUGGAUAUUAUUCAGAUGGAACUGGUGAGUGGUGUUUAGCCUCGCACCAUGGGGACGUGAGCGAGCAGGGCGACUGCCUGCCGGAAGUUGGGGGCUUGACCUCGUGGGCUGUCGGCGCCAUGGCCAGCGGCCACUCGUGCUACGAGUACCUGGACCAGGUGAAAGCCGAGCUGGACUACCAACGCGCCCUGGUGCAUUCCACCCUAGAGAAGUUCGGCGUCUCGCUAGACACCCCCGAGGAGGGGCCGGACUCUGCCAGGCAAGAGCCACUGACCUCUGAUUUCUCCGACAUCCCGGGUACCUCUGGCCUGGGGAUGUCUCACAGGCGCCACAGGCGUCGUGGGUUGAAGAAAAAGAAACGCAACAAGCGACGGAAGAGUGCAGAGGAAAUGCCUGUGACCGUUCGCCCUCCGCACAGGCCCAGGUUCUCCCUCGGUAACCCGUCGACCUCUCAAGAAGAGGAGGGGGAAACAUCGUAUUCGGGCAAAGAGACGAGCAGGCCGAUGCACGGACGUCGUUUCCUGCAGCCGCCAUAACGAUCUUGUCCACAAACACCACUCUUCGUCACGAUGUCAGCGCACCACCAGCGUCUUCAAAGCGGUGGAACGAAAUAGAAGACAUUUAAAAAAAAUUAGCAGCAGCAUUCAAUCGUUUAAAAUGUAUUUCCUCCGUGGCUUUAGUGCGCUGUAGCAAGCACACGUUAAAUAAAGCUGCUACAAAGUCGUCGCUGUUGCUCAUACAUGUAAGUCGGUGUUUUUAGAGGGUUACCACCGUGACAACUUCGCAAACAUAGCGGAUGCCCACUUUCUUGUGUCUGCCAGUGCGGUGUUGACACCAAGACCACCCAGUCUGUACCGUCACACAAACUUGUGUUGCUGUUAGCGGCAGCCAGGUGAAUAAACAAUACAUGAACACCAGGCUCUUUUUAGACCUGGUUUGUGGCCGCAGUCAAAGAAUUCCACCUGUGAACGUAACAAAACUUUUUCCUCGAUGCAGCUAAAUGUGUUUCAGAUAGUGGAUGAAUCACUCGCCCGCCUUUGCUUAUAUAUCUAUAUAUAAGAGCAGAGUUUCAAUGA
Pomacea canaliculata is the source of this 1162-nucleotide messenger RNA. RefSeq lists its product as uncharacterized. The record is from RefSeq and is a predicted model, not a curated record. The transcript is spliced from 2 exons. The coding region runs from base 74 to 622 and encodes 182 amino acids. NCBI's taxonomy places the organism in Eukaryota, Metazoa, Mollusca, Gastropoda, Architaenioglossa, Ampullariidae.